CUUCAUCUUCAUCCUUCAACUAUCACCAUAGAGGGUUAUAUGACCUCAUCUAGAGAUAUACUUCGUCAAGAAGUAUCUCCACACUAUAGUGAGCCCGAGGUGCACCCCUUAGUCUCGCCACGACACGAAGAUGUCCCCACCUGGAACAUUCUUCCCUCAUAUCAACUCUAUGAGGCUACGUUUUCCAAAACUCUUCUGAUUUCCAAAGAAGACUUAAAAUUAGACCCUCCUUCCUAUGAACAAUCUUCUCCCAACGAGCUUCUAGGUACAGGUGAUGGAUACUUUGCUGGGGUAUCGAUUCCUUCUUCAAAUGAUCAACCGGCAAGGAGUACCACCAUCAGCCCUACAUCAUCAACUUCAACCCCCGCCUCAUCUUACCCCGCAGAGUCAAGUCGAUGGGAAAACUCCAUUUUGGGGAAUACUCAUAAACUCAAACGAGUAGGUACUCAGAAGCAACCACAUCCACUUAAGAUCAAUAUUCAAUUAAUUGAUGGACCUGGAGAAAUAGGAAAGGUUCCUAAUUUGAUUGAAGAUCCAUUUGAAAUUGAAUAUCAACAAGGUGAUUCACUCUUUGGAUAUGUGACUGUCCGAAACGAUUCUUCUGCAGACGUGCCGUUUAACAUGUUCUCGGUGGUCUUUGAAGGGAAAGUGUCAGUCAUGAAUACCAUUGGUGAUACCAUUGAUUCGAAAUGUCCUCUCAUAUUCUAUAAAUUUCUCAACAUGUUUGAUUAUAACGCCUCAUGGACUCCAGCGUUUAUUGAUACUAAUGUAAGAGAAUCAGGAAUAGAUCCUAUCGAUGGGACAACACUUCAAUUCCCCAUGGAAAGAGUAUUUGCUCCAAAGACGACCUACAAGAAGUUUUUCACUUUCACAAUACCAGAAAAAUUAUUGGAUUGUGCUUGUGAAAUACACAAUUUACUGCAACAUUGUGAAGCUUUACCAACCAUUGGCCUAGCUAGAGAACAAUUUCUAAUUGAAUUGAGAAGAUUGAGAGAACAACAACGUCCACCCGUUUCAGCUCAAUCAACACGUCCACAACUCAAGGCUACAUCAUCUUCUCUGUCUAUUGGGUCCAAAAACGGUGUUCAUAAGGUAUUGAAAACAAGAAUUAAAGAUUUCUCAUUCCCCGACACUGCCAUUUCAUACAGUAUCGAGGCUAGAGUGGUAGGGAAGGCUUCAGAUUACCCUAAAAUAUUUAAGGAUUCUAUCCAAGAUGAAUUUGUGUUAGUCAAUGAAUCUAGUUGUUAUGUCCGACUUAUCCCACGAGAAAGACUUUCACAAGAUGUUUCUAAAGAUCAAAUUUUGAGAGAAUCAAAACUUGUAUAUGAGAACAUUAUUCUGAGAAUUGAUGAAAGUUUAGAGAAUGAUCAAACUUCGGGAAAGACUCCUAUGAGGAAAAGUUCCACCAGAAAAUUGCCUCAUCUUUACAAGCCAAUGGAGAAAUUAUCUAUAUCGUCACCACCGAUUUAUUCUCUUACAAUACCUUGCAUUAAAAAGGCCACUCUAACCAGCGCGGCCAAAUCUAUUGGGGUUAUAUCUCUAUCUACCCCUAAACGAACAUAUGUGUUACCCUAUGUCACACACGAGACGAAAGCUACAAAGAAAAUUAACUCUCGUAUAACAAUCCCUCUUGACUUUACAUUCCAAGGUACCAAAUCACCUCCUGAAUUGAAAAAUAUUUCUGUGGAAUUGAUUGCUUUCACCUAUAGGUCGAAAAAAUACCCAGUACCAAUUGAAUUUUAUCAUGAUCUAUUAUUUACUAAUUCCUCUUCAACCAAUCAAAGUUUUGAACAUAUUGUGACCAAUAAAUUUCAAAGAUAUCUUACCACCAUCAAUAAACUUUCACAAGUCGUUGGUUGGGAAAAUAUAAAUGUAUCCAAACAACUUUUCAUGGAUAUAAAAAGUCUUGCUAAACUUCAACCAAAGUAUACAUCGAUCCGUGCUGAUCAUGUGGAGAUAUCCCCUUUGAAAUGGUGCAAAACGUCUGGUGCAAAUUCCUCGGAAUAUUCAGGCGAGACAGUUGUUUCCAUCAAUGAAAAGACAUUCCAUACAGAAUCUGAUAUAUGCUUAGUUCCAAGUUUCCAAAGUUGUAUCAUUGGUCGUUUAUAUUAUUUGAAAAUUACUAUUUCCAUGCAACAUGCUGAACCAAUAGUCAUGAAAAUUCCUAUAAACAUUGAAAAGAGUUGAGAUGAGAGAAUGAAUAAUAAUGAGAAGAAUAGAGUAGAGUUAUAGAAAUGUAUA
Molecule: messenger RNA, 2241 nt
Organism: [Candida] anglica
Lineage: Eukaryota; Fungi; Ascomycota; Pichiomycetes; Serinales; Debaryomycetaceae
Source: the annotation of a GenBank genome assembly